AUGGACCACGCCGUUGACGAUAUCGCCUCGAACCUCACCAGCUUCGAAAAAGCCUUCUACGGUGCCUCAGCCACCUUUAAGAACCUCCUGACUAUGAACCAGAAGAUGCGCGCCCUUCACGGCGACGCCCCCGACCCCGCCUUCACACUGCAGGGCCAGCACAACCGCGCCGCCCCUUCGAACAUGCCAACCUCGCUGCACCUACAACUUGAACAGAGCCACAUCCUCGACCUCGACUAUGACGGGGCCCCGAGCGGCUUCGCCACUUCGCUCUUGCGCAUCGAUGGGAGUGCGCAUGGGGUGGGGAUCAGUGUCCGUCCGGAAGCAUCACGCAACCGUACGGGGAUUGACCCCCAGAUCCGUGAGCGGUUUCAGGAUCCAGAGCGGGACGAGGACGUGUGCCGCAUCGCUGAUUCUCAAGCCACUAUCAGAAACACCCCUCUCGGAGGCUUCGGCCUUGUCCUAGCCAACGCUGCCCUCGACUUGCCCGAAGACGUUACGUCGUGGACCAACCGCGAUGUCCACUUGAUAUACGCGCAGCUCCUCGUCACGUUGCAGUAUGUCGCCCUAGGCGGGUCCCUGGUGAUCUGCCUGCCGACGCGUCCGCUCUCUUGGGUUGUCGAUAUCAUCGCAAUCUUGAGGCAGGCUUUCGACGAGUUGCACAUCACCGCGGCCAAUCUGGCCCCGGACGACCAGGCAAGAAGGCCCCUUGCAUACGUCGUCUGCCACCGCUGCGGAGCCAGCGAUGGUACGAAACGCAUACACAUUAGUCGCCUUCAAACCGCUAUCCAGUCCUUGAGGCGCACCAGUGUCAGCAGUGGGCCGCUCGCCCCGUGCCUUUCCGGCGUCCCAGAGAACGACAUCCUGGUCCGCCAGAAAGAGUUCGUCCUGAAGCUGUUCGGACCCGUGUGGAAAGGCCAGCACGAUGCUGUCUACAAGCAAUAUCUGGCCUUGAUAGGACGUGGACAUGGAGAUCAUUAGGCGAUCUGAACAGGAAUGGCAUCCGUCAUUCUGCUUUUCAUGCCGCGCCUUUGUACAUGUAGUUGAUCAGUGCUAUGCUGCUCCGUCUCUGCUUUGUUCGCUGUGCUUUCUCUUGCUUUGUUUUGCCAAGUCGCUAUCAUGUUUGUUGUCGCGUAUCUCUUGCUUUGCCCCGGGGUGUGUACGAUAUGAUGAGGCUGUGACUGUCACCUGCUGGAUUACAAUAUAC
Molecule: messenger RNA, 1207 nt
Organism: Rhodofomes roseus
Lineage: Eukaryota; Fungi; Basidiomycota; Agaricomycetes; Polyporales; Fomitopsidaceae
Exons: 5
Coding region: 1-981 (326 amino acids)
Source: RefSeq, a predicted model, not a curated record